This is a messenger RNA of Carassius auratus (goldfish), 3781 nucleotides long. RefSeq lists its product as uncharacterized. The coding region runs from base 70 to 987 and encodes 305 amino acids. NCBI's taxonomy places the organism in Eukaryota, Metazoa, Chordata, Actinopteri, Cypriniformes, Cyprinidae. The record is from RefSeq and is a predicted model, not a curated record. The transcript is spliced from 9 exons.
CUGGUCUGAUGUGUUACUUCCUAAUUCACUCAUUGUGUGAGUCUCGUCUCUUCUCUCACUCUCGCUGUAAUGGAGUUGUUCAUCUUCAUAGUGUUUCAGCUCCUGACGGAGGUUCAGUCUUACAAUUCCCUUCAGAAACCCUUCAUCAGUGUUAGUGAUAAUGAUGACCAACUCAACAUAGCAUGUGAAAUACCACUUUCAGUCAGAGCUGAUUCCAUCUGUAGUUUCUACACUGAGGAUGAUGUUCCUCUGGAUCACCGUGUCUCUAACAGGAGUCAGUCUGGAGGGAAUCUUUGUAUGUUUUAUGUAAAUCGUAGUGAACUCUUCACACAAUCAGUGAACAGCAGACAGCUGAGCUGUGUUUAUUCACUCAAGACUGAACCUGAGAUCAGAUCACCACACAGUGACACAUACUCCAUCAGUAACACAAUCCCCAUCACAGUCACCAUCACCAUCAGAGACACGAUCACCAUCAGAGAUUCAACUUCAACCUCCACUGAACAUACGACUACAACAACAGCCCCGACAACCUGUUCCGUGGAAACCUCUACUCUGGAACCUGUAUGGUUUAUAGUGCUGGUUUCCUCUGGUGCUGCUGUCAUUGUGUCUGGACUCAUCUGUUUCUGCCGGUUUGCAAGUAAAAAAAGAAGAAAAUUAUCAAUGAAACCUGAUGUGAGCAGCCAAGGAAUUGGUAUGAGUUGUUCUGGACCUGCAGAGACAUACUUUAUGAUCACGUCUGUACCAGCCACAUCUCAGUCCAUAUGUGAAGAUGUUUUGGUUAAUAAACAACAGAAACAGGGAAAUCCGGAGGAUAAGGAGGUAUGUGUGAACACUGUCACACCCCAAAAGCACAUAACCCUCCAUCAUGAACAGAAUACUAACACAUUUAUUUCAUGUAUGUCCUUAAGAAUGUUUAUCACCUGUACGCCACAAUCCCUGACAAACCAGUUCAGUCCAAAACAGAAGAUCACGUGUACAGUUUGGUGAAGAUGAACUGAUGAAUCUGGUUUCAUCAUGUACAGCCAUUAAAGUAUCUUUACUUACAGAUAAAUAGGUGUUUAUUUACAUUAUUCAGUGUAUUAUUUACCAUUAUUAUGGAACAUACUGUGACUUCAGUGAAUAUCCAGAGCAUCUUCUCCAGGAAGGCUCACUAGUACAAUACCACGCUGUAAGAAGACCUCGGGCAUUCAAUAAGAGCUGAACUAAAUGUCUAAUGAUCAAUGAAAAUGUUUUACUUCUUUUCUGAUGGAAUUUCAACCAUAUGAAAAUUUGAACUAAAUAUAUUAUUUAAAAAAAUAAAAAAUAAAAAAUCUAUGUUUAGAAUAAUUUUUAGCUUCUCCUUUUACAAAACCCAGCUGAUUACAGAGAAAAUGACUUGCAUCCUGUUUUCAGUGAAUCAUUCAUUCCAGUGUAUUUUUAGCUUUAAAAAAUAGCCUUUUUAUAGUAAAUUUUUGUUUCUGAAAAUUUUGAUCCUUCCCACAUGCUGCUGUGUGGAAUAGUGAAGGUCAAAUGGGCAUCUGAUGCUCCAAGCAAAAGACACAACACACAAGCACUCACUGGAAUUUUGUAAUUUUUGUAAUCAGUAAUUUUGAAUGGAUCAGUUAUUAAUAUUAUAAAGUGAAUAUAAUGCAUAUUGUAUUGGGCAUGUUAAGCUGUUAUGUAAUAGAAAAUUGUGACAUAUUGUUAUAUCUUCAGUUGGUAGGUCAGAAUUGUGUUAGUACACUAUUGGACUUAUGCACACCAUCCUUUCAGUGGAGAGGCUCACAGUUAGACUGGUUGUUCUGACAGCUUGAGGGAAGAAACUGUUUUUGAGUCUAGAUGCUCUGGUCUGAAUUGUCCCAGAGACGAGAUGCAUCAAUCUGUUAUAGGAAGGGUGAGAGGAGUCCUGUCUGUUAUAAAUCGCUGCCUUCUCACACCUAGAGAUAUAAACAGGGUUCAUAUGGAGUAUAGAAAAGUAUGGAAUUUGAUUUAAGUAAUUUUAGUAGUUUCUGAAUAGGUACGGAAAAAAGAGUGUAGAAACAUGCUCUGUUUUCUCAAAUAUAAAACUGUGAAUUUCUAAAUAUACAUUUAAGCACACGAUCAUACAAGAUUUUUUCAUGAGCAUAUUAAACAGAAUCCUAACAAAGUUGCAGCAUGUUAUCAACAAUUUCACAAAAUUAGAAUAGUGACUUGUUUCAUUUUUUUUUUUUUUUCUCUGUCAAUUAUCUGAUGAACAACUUCUGUUUUCUGCAUUAAUGUGCAAACAUGUACCUAACAAAAUCACUAUUAAAGUGAAUAAUGUAUUUCACAUUCUUAAUUUUGAUAUUAUGAUUAAGUCUUUGUCAAGUAUAUUAAUGGUAAAGGUGUUUUUGGCAUACUUCUAUGUUUCCUUUACAAAACUACCUUCCUUCUUUUAGUGUGAGUCUUUGCCCCAGAUCUGUGAAGACAGUUGUACAUGUGGUCUCAUUAUAGCAAAGAUCUACAUUCAUUUUCAAAGAACUGACCACACAAUGCAUUUCCUUAUUCUGUGUGAGAGUCUCAUUUUGUCUCUUUUCUCACACACACAUCGUAACGGAGUUCAUCAUCUUCAUAGGUUUUUAACUCCUGAUGUAGGGGCGAAAUUAGGAAUUUAAACUUUGCCAUCUGAAAUCAUAUGUUUGGUCUGAAGGUGAAAAAAUAUUAAAAGCACAAUGUUCUCUUACCAGUUCUUAUUCAAACACAAAAUAACACAGAAGAAAUGAUAUGCAACAAAUGUAAAACAAAUGCUUUUUUUUGUUGUUGUUUUUUUGUUUUUUGACACAGAUAAACUGUUUAUAGUGCUGUUUUCCAUUAGUGCUAUAAUCUUGUUUGGAUUUAUGGGACUCAUCUGUCUGUGACAGUUUGCAUAUAAGUAUUUUAAUAUUAAUUUUGUUUAUAACACAAUAUAAUGCAGCUUAUUUUUUCGUAAAGAAAAGAGAAGAAAACUAUGCAUUUUUAUGCAUUUAAUUCAGUAGUCUUGUCUUAGGUUUUUUUUUUUUUUUGUGUAAAUUGUGUAGUCCAUGAGCUGUAUGAAUAGAUGUUUAGCUUCUUAUCUGGUAUAUACAUGCAUGAAAAGAUGUCAUAAAGAUCAAUAUUUGAUUCUUAGCAUUAGAAAUAAGAUCAAUAAAAUCAUAUGAGCCCAGUUAAGAAACUUGUAUCUAUAUAUCUGUGCAUUUAAAACCUUUAAAAUAAAUCAUAAAAUAAUAAAUAUGUUUAUAAUAAAAAUGACUGAAAGAAACUUGACAUACUGAUUAUGUUAUUUAGAGUUGUUCUUGACCUGCAGAGGCAUAUUCUCUGAUCACUUCUGUACCAGCCACAUCUCAGCCCAUAAUGUAAGAGAACAUAAUUCUCUCAGUUAAAUUAUCUCAGAUAAAUGAAAAAGAACAGUAGCUAGCAGAUGUCACUAACUGAUACCUUUAGUAUAGAAACAUCAUUCAGCCACCACGGCUUCUCACAGCCAUUUCCCCUUCCAAGCCUUCAACAGAUCAGUAUUAUUAGCUGCAUCUUCUCCUUAAAGGGGUUAUAUGAUGUGAUUUAAAAUUUUUCCUUUCUUUUCUGAGUAUUACAAGCUCCAGGUACAUAAAGACGAUGUGUAAAGUUGAAAAGACUAAAGUCUCAAACCCAAAGAAAUAUUCUUUAUAAAAGUUAAGACUGAAAGAAGGCAUAACCUUUGAUUCUCACUGUUUCCGCCGGCGCCAUGUCAUGGAGACGCUGUUUUGUUGUGAAAGCGAAACUAUUUAGUUUGUUCUUCCAUAAGAGGACACAACUAGAAAUCAGUGGUUAA